AUGGAGUUGGAUCUUACACCUAAGUUGCCGAAGCAGGCUUAUGGAGGAGAUGGAGGAUCUUACUCUGCGUGGUGCCCAAAAGAGUUGCCGAUGCUCAAGGAGGGUAACAUUGGAGCCGCAAAGCUUGCUCUUGAGCAGCACGGCUUCGCUGUUCCUCGCUACUCUGAUUCCUCGAAGGUCGCCUAUGUUCUUCAAGGAUCUGGAACAGCCGGAAUUGUCCUUCCUGAGAAGGAGGAGAAGGUGAUUGCCAUCAAGAAAGGUGAUUCGAUUGCCCUUCCCUUUGGUGUGGUCACGUGGUGGUUCAACAACGAGGAAACCGAGCUUGAAAUCCUCUUCCUCGGCGAAACCCACAAGGGUCACAAAGCCGGAAAGUUCACGGACUUUUACCUCACCGGCUCAAACGGAAUCUUCACCGGUUUCUCCACUGAGUUCGUGGGCAGAGCCUGGGACCUUGAUGAGAGCACCGUGAAGACACUCGUCGGUUCUCAAACCGGGACGGGCAUUGUGAAGCUCGAUGCGGAUUUCAAAAUGCCACAGCCCAAGGCUGAGGACCGUGAUGGGUUUGUCUUGAACUGUUUGGAGGCUCCUCUUGAUGUGGACAUAAAGAACGGUGGCAGAGUCGUUGUGUUGAACACCAAGAACCUUCCACUGGUUGGGGAGGUUGGGUUUGGAGCUGAUCUUGUUCAGAUCGAUGCACAUUCCAUGUGCUCGCCUGGUUUCUCUUGUGACUCGGCUCUACAGGUGACUUACAUUGUGGGUGGGAGUGGAAGAGUCCAAGUGGUUGGUGCUGACGGUAAAAGAGUUCUUGAGACUCAUAUCAAGGCUGGUUCCCUCUUCAUUGUUCCAAGGUUCUUUGUGGUUUCAAAGAUUGCCGACUCUGAGGGCAUGUCUUGGUUCUCCAUUGUCACUACUCCAGAUCCCAUUUUCACACAUUUGGCCGGAAGGACAUCGGUGUGGAAGGCUUUGUCACCGGAGGUUUUGCAGGCGGCGUUUAAGGUUGAGGCGGAGGUGGAGCAGUCGUUCCGUUCGAAGAGAACUUCAGAUGCUAUUUUCUUCCCUCCUUCCAACUGA
Molecule: messenger RNA, 1071 nt
Organism: Thlaspi arvense
Lineage: Eukaryota; Viridiplantae; Streptophyta; Magnoliopsida; Brassicales; Brassicaceae
Source: the annotation of a GenBank genome assembly